CACGGGGUUUCCUAACUACGACGUUUUUAUGGAAAYAUUUACAUACCUAGACCCUGGUGAUAAAGGAGAAAAUAUCAGAUACUAUACRAGCACGACUUCUGAUGUUUCACCAAAUGUGUAUGAUCAAGAGGAGGAAAUCAACGAAAACAAGAGMGGAAGAUCAAGACUUCUAAGACCAAUUGAUGAAUAUUUUCUUGCCAUGUGUCGAUUGAGACAAGGUUUUGCUGAAGAGCAUAUUGGUCACCUAUUCCAUGUAUCUACAUCAACAGUAAGUCGGAUACUUAUAUCAUGGAUAAAUUUUAUGUACCUGAAGCUUGGUCAAAUUAACAUUUGGCCUUCGAGAGAGAUAAUAGAUGAUACAAUGCCAGAGGAUUUUAAAGGAAAAUACCAAUCAACGAGAGUUAUUAUUGACUGCACUGAAGUAAGGUGUCAAAUGCCCAGCAGCCUUCAACUGAAUGGGGAACUUUUUAGUAGCUACAAACACCAUACAACCCUCAAAGGUUUAAUUGGAAUCUCCCCUCGUGGUGCUGUGACUUUUGUAAGUUCCCUGUACACAGGAUCAAUUUCUGAUAGGGAAAUUGUUUUUCGUAGUGGUYUUUUAGAUUUGCCCUUCAAUGACAAAGAUUCAAUAAUGGCUGACAAAGGGUUUACAGUUGAGGACCUGUUACCUUUAGGAGUAACCUUAAACCUCCCCCCUUUCCUUGGUGGUUCUAGCCAAAUGGCAGMGGAAGAUGUGAUUCGAACACAGGAAAUUGCUAGCUUAAGGAUUCAUGUUGAAAGGGUUAUUAACAAAAUCAAAMAUUUUCAUAUAUGGGAUGGGGUAAUUCCUCUGAACCAGUUGGGGCUUGUCAAUCRGAUGUGGGCAAUAUGUGCUCUUCUCUGUAAUGCACAAUCUAGUAUAAUUUCAGCUUAAUACUUGCAUAAUCAGCACGUAUUGACACCUGCAAGGACACUUUGGAAUGAAAUAACUACAUUUUCAUGAUGUACAUUAAACAAUUUAYUAAUUCAAAAUCCUGCAGCUCUUAAGAAACUAUUUUAGUAUUUUUUUCUAUAGUUUUUAUAAUAUUGCAUUUUUAAAAAUACACUUAAUUUAUUAAUUCAGGGCCUCCAUUAAAAUCAGUAUGUUAUAUACGCACUGAAUGGGGCUACCCUACAUGUAUUUAAAUAAAGGUUUAUUAUCUUUAUUGAACCAUAUAGAUUUAGAGUGAUGGUGCUUAAUCUGUGAAAUAAAUAUUUGUCUUAUGAAUAUUGAAUGGUUGAACUGUGGUGAAAUAAUGACAGAUGUGUUGACCAUCA
Molecule: messenger RNA, 1296 nt
Organism: Actinia tenebrosa (Australian red waratah sea anemone)
Lineage: Eukaryota; Metazoa; Cnidaria; Anthozoa; Actiniaria; Actiniidae
Source: RefSeq, a predicted model, not a curated record